CAGCCGCCCAAGCUCACCAAAAGCGCCAAACAAGCCCUGAUCGUCGCGUACCUCCGCGCCAGCCGCACAUGCCACACGCUCAAGGACCUCGAGAAGUCCCUCCCAGCCGUGGCCUCCAUCAAUGCGAUCCAAGUAAAGGAGUUCCUGCAGGAACUGGCAGAUGAGAACGAGAUCCACGUCGAGAAGAUCGGCAGUCUGAACUGGUAUUGGUGUUUUGGCAGGGAGGCGAAGCGGGAGCGUGAGGCCCGGCUCGCGAGGUUGGUGGCAGAGGUGGAGAGGGUGAGGGGUGCGGUGGUGGAGGUUGGGGGGAAAAUUCGGGAGAGGAGGGCUGCUUUACAGAGAGAGGAUGAGGACGGUGAAGAUGGUGAUGGUGAUAGUGAUAAGGCAGCUGAGAGGGAGCGGUUGAUGCUACGGAAGACGGAGUUACAGGAGGAGAUUCGUCAGCUGCGGAGGCGGUUGGCGGCGGUUUCGGGUCAACAACACCCCAAUGGUAAGGGCGUGGAGGGGAAAAGCUUGUCGUGCGUGGUGGAGGAGACGGAGGAGUUCCGGCGCCAGGCGCUGAUGUGGACGGAGAAUAUCUACGUGCUUGAGGGGUUUGUCAAUCGGGUAACUGGUGGGGAUCGCGAGGUGUUGCGCGCCGUGCAGCGGGAGUGUUAUGGCGAGGAGGAGUAUGUUGAUGGGGAAGGGUUGCGUGAGAUCUUCUGAGACUUGUCUUUCUUGUUGUCUGCUUGUUUACUCUUCAGUUUGAGUUUGAGUUUGAGUUUGAGUUAAUUUGUUGUGGUGUUGGUGGGAGGAAAUAAGGAAGCGGAAAUGACAGGUGAGGCAAGCUGCCAGGUGGGUGGAACGGAAGAUUGCGGAGGGAUGAAGGGAGGGAAAGAAAGUUAGAUCGCAAGAGGUGGAAACUGCCGAGCCACGAACGGCCCAAGAGAAGCUUGACUGUCUCGCCUCCUCUUGCUUAUCUGC
This is a messenger RNA of Aspergillus homomorphus CBS 101889, 963 nucleotides long. Its product is annotated as putative GAJ protein. Gene Ontology annotation, molecular function: double-stranded DNA binding. The transcript has a single exon. The record is from RefSeq and is a predicted model, not a curated record. The annotation marks the transcript as partial. Gene Ontology annotation, biological process: reciprocal meiotic recombination. NCBI's taxonomy places the organism in Eukaryota, Fungi, Ascomycota, Eurotiomycetes, Eurotiales, Aspergillaceae.